AUGUCGCAUGCUAACAUUCACGUCGUGUCCCAUCCCAUCGCUAACGCCGAGCUUUCCAAGCUCCGUCGUGCAGACAUAACCCCAGCUCAGUUUCGUCAGGGAGUGAGUGCGCUCAGCCUUAUUUUGGGUCUCGAAGCGAGCCGAGAGUUGGAAGUGGCGACAUUUGAAGGGCAAUCACCAGUCGCCCCAUUCACCGGAACCGCUAUAAAACCACGAGUUGGGCUUACACCCAUUCUCCGCGCUGGAUUGGGCAUGACUGAUGCAUUGCUUUCCUUAUUUCCCGAUGCUCCGAUCUACCACCUGGGUAUCUUCCGCGAGAAGGUAACACUGCAACCAGUUGAAUACUACUCCAAGUUACCUUCUUCCCCACCCGUCGACCUCGUUUAUCUGCUUGACCCAUUGAUCGCAACAGGAGGGACUGCCUGCGCCGCACUUGCGAUGAUCGCCGACUGGGGUAUGGACAUCAGCAACGUGAAGCUGCUUUGCAUUCUUGCUUCACAAGAUGGAAUCAACAAUGUCCGUGCUGCAUAUCCGUCGCUCGAAAUUUGGGUGGCAGGAAUAGACUCCAACUUGACCAGUGAGGGUCUCAUUAAUCCGGGUCUGGGGGAUGCUGGCGACCGUUUGUUCAAUACGUUUGCGUAA
Messenger RNA from Mycena indigotica, 642 nucleotides. RefSeq names its product Uracil phosphoribosyltransferase. The transcript has 7 exons. The record is from RefSeq and is a predicted model, not a curated record. NCBI's taxonomy places the organism in Eukaryota, Fungi, Basidiomycota, Agaricomycetes, Agaricales, Mycenaceae. The coding region runs from base 1 to 642 and encodes 213 amino acids.